AUGGGAGGCAUGCGGGCACGAGGAUGUGAUGAGACAGGAGGAAACGAGAUGAUGGACAUGGAGAGAGGAGAGGGUUUUGUCAGCAAAGCAAUGGAGGGGAGCUCACCUCUGCCUGACCUGCGCAAAAAAACACAGCAGCGGGAAUUUUCUGAGAGUUCCGCAAUCUACCACAGUCCCUCUCCAUCACCUCCUUAUCUUUCACCAGAGAUAGAGCGCUGGAAAGCUGGAACAUGCCGUUCCGCUGGGGAGCAGCGCAGUUGGCCUGAUCUUCUGAGGGGAAACGGGGAAGGGGUCACAAGUGAAGGAGGCUGGGACAGUGAUGAGGGAGGAGGAGAAAUGAGGGGAGAGCAGUCUUAUGCUCCUCCUCCUCCACCUAUGGCUCCACCCAGCCCCAGCACCACUGGAGGAGGUGGGGGUGGGGGUCACGGAGGAGGGUUGGUGGAGCAACUCAGUAAGACCAACCUGUACAUCAGAGGCCUGCCACCGGCCACCACAGACCAGGACCUUAUCAAACUCUGCCAGCCAUACGGCAAGAUUGUCUCAACAAAGGCCAUCUUGGACAAAAACACUAAUCAGUGUAAAGGCUAUGGUUUUGUGGACUUUGACAGCCCUGCAGCAGCUCAGAAGGCUGUGGCCUCGCUCAAAGCUAGUGGAGUCCAGGCACAGAUGGCCAAGGUUUCCCUGUGCCCCGGCCUCCGCCGCGUUUUCCCUCUGCCUCUAAAUCAUGCAUCUCUCUUUAAAUUUGAUGUGAAAAAUAAUUUUCUAUUUGUGUCUUUACAGCAGCAGGAACAGGAUCCCACCAACCUUUACAUAUCCAACUUACCCGUGUCAAUGGACGAGCAGGAGCUGGAAAACAUGCUGAAGCCCUUUGGCCACGUCAUUUCCACACGGAUACUGCGGGACGCUAACGGCCUGAGCAGGGGAGUGGGCUUUGCCAGGAUGGAGUCAACAGAGAAGUGUGAUGUGGUGAUUCAAAAUUUCAACGGAAAAUUUCUGAAAACCCCUCCAGGCAUGACAGCUCCUGCAGAGCCUUUGCUGUGCAAGUUUGCUGAUGGAGGCCAAAAAAAGAGACAGACCCAGGUCAAAUACCCCCAGAACGGUCGACCGUGGACGCGGGAAGGAGAGGGUGGAAUGGCGUUAACAUAUGAUCCCACAGCGAUGCAGAAUGGGUUCUACUCUUCGCCAUACAGUAUCUCCACCAAUCGGAUGAUUGCUCAGACAUCAAUCACACCCUUCAUUGCUGCCUCUCCUGUCUCCACAUAUCAGGUCCAGAGUACAUCUUGGAUGCCUCAUCAACAGUAUGUUAUGCAACCUACAGGUGCUGUGAUCACUCCAGCCGCGGCCAUAGAGCCCAGCUUGUCCCUUCACCCGUCCAGUGUGAUGAAUCCUCUCACCCAGCAGAUGAACCACCUUUCCCUGGGUCCUAGCAGCGCAUACAUGUCUGCUGCAGCGGCUGCUCCUAUGCAAGGAACCUACAUUCCCCAGUACACUGCAGUGCCUGCCUCUGCCAUCACAGUGGAUGGUGUGGUGACAGACCCUUCUCCACAGACAACUGCCCCCUCCUCACAGGAUGCCAGUGGCCAGCAGCCUCUAUCAGUGGAGAGCACAGGAGAUCACGCCACGGCCUACUCCUACCAGCAAACCAAGUGA
Molecule: messenger RNA, 1650 nt
Organism: Menidia menidia (Atlantic silverside)
Lineage: Eukaryota; Metazoa; Chordata; Actinopteri; Atheriniformes; Atherinopsidae
Source: the annotation of a GenBank genome assembly